Messenger RNA from Helobdella robusta, 1266 nucleotides. RefSeq lists its product as hypothetical. The transcript is spliced from 6 exons. Bases 112 to 537 code for a protein of 141 amino acids. Gene Ontology annotation, cellular component: U1 snRNP; nucleus. The record is from RefSeq and is a predicted model, not a curated record. Gene Ontology annotation, biological process: mRNA 5'-splice site recognition; mRNA splicing, via spliceosome; spliceosomal snRNP assembly. Lineage: Eukaryota; Metazoa; Annelida; Clitellata; Rhynchobdellida; Glossiphoniidae. Gene Ontology annotation, molecular function: pre-mRNA 5'-splice site binding; zinc ion binding.
UUUCUAUGCUUGUUUAUUUAGCAUUAUAAAGCUUACGUUUUUAUUUUAUCUUAAGAAAGUUCUGGAAUUCUCAUUUUUAGCGUAGUUCUCUUUUCGAACAGAAAAUUAACCAUGCCUAAGUACUAUUGUGAUUAUUGCGACACCUAUCUGACUCAUGAUUCUCCAUCAGUUCGGAAAACUCACUGUGGGGGAAGGAAGCACAAGGAGAAUGUUUGUACAUACUAUCAAAAAUGGCUUGAGGAACAAGUACAGAAACUUGUUGAUGACACUACUGCUGCCUUCAAAGCUGGGAAGAUUCCAUCAAAUCCUUACUUGAAUGGUCCUGCUGGAUUGGGAGCAAUGAUUCCUCCUCCAAUGGCAUUAGCCCCAAGACCUCUGGGGCCACCAGGUGCUCCCCCAAUGUUCAUGCCCCCUCCAAUGAGGCCCCCCAUGGGGUCUCUGCCACCAGGUCUUGGCGUUAUGCCACCAGGUUUGAGGCCUCCUCCGAUGGGCCUCCCUCCGAUGAAUAUGAUGCCCCCUCCGCAUGGAAGACCAUAAUUACGAUUCUUAUUUUCUUAUCUCUUUUAUAUUUAUAUCCCAUCGUUAUUAUUAUUUGUGACAUAUAUGUAGAAAUGUUUUAAUGUUAUUGAAGGACAUUAAAUAAUGCAUGGUGGUGGAGUCUUGUCCUUAUUAUGCUAUGUUGCUAUGACGCAGUUUUUAUCACUAUUACUUCUUGGCUAUGCUGUUCUCAGUUUUUUAAAUCGAUUGGUUGUUUGGUUAGUUGAUUGAAUAAAUGAUUGAUUGAAUGGCUGGUUGAUUGAUAGUACAGUAUCCAAACAAUAUCUAAUUUGUGUAUAAUCUAUUACGGAACUCGCACAAUAGUUCGAUUUGUGGCGCUGAUAAAGUGAAUAAAGUUGGUAGUUUGAUAUUUGACUCGUUAAGUACUCAAUCUUCUGAGUGUGAAAAUGUAUAAUUUGGCAAUGGACAUCACUACGUUUUUGACAUAGUCUCUUGAAUCAUUAUUUAACACUGAACUCGAACUAUGUUUUGAAUGUGUAGCUGAUGUAGUGAGUAAUUGAGUUAUUAAAUUCACCUGAGUUCCCUAUCUCCUGGGCGUGUAAAUGUAUAAUUUCCUAAUGGAAAUCUCAAAGUUUUUGAUAUAUAGUGUACAGAUAAUCGACCGAAUAUUUAUCGUUUUGUACAACUGAACACCGUCACUAUAGUUCGGGAUUGCGUAGAAUGUGGUGCUGAUGUAGUAAUUGAAGCUGAUAGUUUGUUAUUAGAUUC